Messenger RNA from Bubalus bubalis (water buffalo), 2381 nucleotides. It is a transcript of the gene CPLX1, whose product is annotated as complexin 1. NCBI's taxonomy places the organism in Eukaryota, Metazoa, Chordata, Mammalia, Artiodactyla, Bovidae. Gene Ontology annotation, molecular function: syntaxin binding. The transcript has 4 exons. Gene Ontology annotation, biological process: neurotransmitter transport; regulation of neurotransmitter secretion; synaptic vesicle exocytosis. The record is from RefSeq and is a predicted model, not a curated record. Gene Ontology annotation, cellular component: SNARE complex; terminal bouton. Bases 417 to 821 code for a protein of 134 amino acids.
CUGACCUAAGGGGAGGGCCGGGGUGGUGCGCCGGGCCGAGAGCUCGCUCCCUGGGAAGCCCCCACCCCGGACCGGCCCAGGGGCAGGGUCUGGGGGGCGCGGCUCCGCUCCUUCCCCCCACCCCCUGGCGCCCGCCCGGCCGCCGCGGCCCCGCCCUCCUCGUCACGCUAGGACGCGGGCGGGGGGCGGGGAGCGCCUCCAUGUGACGCGCCCUCCUCGCCGUGCCCUUCAGCUGUCGCCGCAGUUCCCGGGGCGCCACAUGGACCCGGCCGGCCCGAGCGCACUCUGCCGCUGACCUCCCGCCCGCCCGCCCGCGCGCGCCCCGGCCGCGGCCCAGGAAGACAGAGGACUCCUGGCCACACUCGCAUGUGAGCUUUGACCCUCCGAGGAGCUGCUGAGGACGCAGAGCCAUCGCCAUGGAGUUCGUGAUGAAACAGGCCCUGGGAGGGGCCACCAAGGACAUGGGCAAGAUGCUUGGGGGUGACGAGGAGAAGGACCCUGAUGCCGCCAAGAAGGAGGAGGAGCGGCAGGAGGCGCUGCGGCAGGAGGAGGAGGAGCGCAAGGCUAAGUAUGCCAAGAUGGAGGCAGAGCGUGAGGCCAUGCGGCAGGGCAUCCGCGACAAGUACGGCAUCAAGAAGAAGGAGGAGCGCGAGGCCGAGGCCCAGGCCGCCCUGGAGGCCAACUCGGAGGGCAGCCUGACGAGGCCCAAGAAGGCCAUCCCGCCGGGCUGCGGGGACGCGGCGGAGGAGGAGGACGAGAGCAUCCUGGACACGGUCAUCAAGUACCUGCCUGGGCCGCUGCAGGACAUUUUCAGGAAGUAGCGCCCGGGCUGAACAGCAGCCCGCCCCGCGCCCACCCCGGUCCCGCCCUCCGCGAGGCCCCCGAAGAGCCGCCGGGAGCAGAGCGCAGCCCCCCACGCUGAUAUAAGCCAUAGCCCUAGGUCCAUCCGCCCCGUUGCCCACCUCGCGCCUCGGGAGCCUCCGCCCACCUCGCAGCCCACCCGCUCCCAGAACCGCCCCCGCCACCGAGGGAGGCGCGCCCGGCCCCCCACGGCUGCUGCCUUCUGUGCCGGAGACCUCGGAGGGGACAGCCCCCUGCUCUUCGGGCAGCGGGUGGACUGGACUCGCCCCCAGACCCCGGAAGCCCUUCUCGCUCCGCCCCUCACCGCCCACCCAGCAGGGCCCACGGCCAGGGCCACCGAAAGGGUCCGCGUUGGUGGAUGCCUGUCGAGCCCAACUCAGGAGCACAGCCAUAGUAGGGGAUGCGGUUGUGAGCCGGGGCGGGGGUGGGCGUCGGUGACGAGCCGCAGGGGCCUGGGGCUCCCCCGCAGGGUUCGGCCGGGACGCCCCUCCUAAGGUCCCCACCCUCACGCUCGGGUUGCUGAACCUGCCUGACCUGGUGGCCUGGCCGCCACCGCUCUCCAUGUUCACCCUUAUCUUCAUCCACCCGUCUGUCCCGGCCGCCGCCUCUGGAAGGCUAAGCUUCGGGGCCGGUUCUCGCGAAGGGAGGCAAAGCAAUAGGCUUGGGAGGACCCUCUCUGACCUCUCUCCCCUCCACCGCCCCACUCCAGAGUCUGCGGGCCCAGCGAACCCAUCCCUUUCUCUGGCCGGCGCCUCCUGUCCCUCCGAGGCUGCUGGGGGUGGGGGUGCCUGCAGCCUCUGAACACCCGCACCUCCACUCAGAACCGGGAGGCGGCCCGGAGCCCGGGGGCCGAGCGCUGCGCGCCGGCCGGAGUGUGUGGCCCGGAAGACUAGCCCCGACCCUCAGCCGCCUCCGCCCUGCAGGCCCUCGAAGGGGCGUCCCAGCCGCCAGCCCAGCCGGCUCCCCAGAAGCGGCCGUGGGCCUCCCAGCGCUCCCCCGCCCCCCCUUGUUUAAUUUGCAUCACAAUAUGUUGAAUCUCAGGUAAAUGAGGUCUUCUGUCUGUGAGGAGUUUUAUCUUGACAGAAAGCUUGUCACCUGGGUCCCCAGGGCCCUUUCUGUCCGCAUAAAUUUUCAUCGUGUCCAGUGUCCGGGCCAGGGGCGCGGCCCUCCCCCGCUCCUUAGAGAAGCCAUAUGACUAGACUGCAAUACUGACCCCUGGCCCCUGGAGCCCUUUGUCCCCCGCCGUCCACCCUGCGCCCCGACCCCUCCGGGUUCCUCGUCUUUUUUUAAUGCCUGUUUCCACACUUUAAAAAGCCAGCUCUGAGCGGACUGGGCGUCGUCUGGUAGAAACUCGCAUCCCAUCCUCAGCGCCUGGGGCGCCCCAGCGCCGAGCUUAGUAUAGACGUGGACGUCCUCUGUCCGUCUGUCCCGACGCCUGCGCCUCCUCCUGCAUGUCGGGGCCGCUGCCUGUGUUCUCUCCGGAUGGAAUCACAGCCAAUAAACUCCACACAGUGAUUUCA